Messenger RNA from Anopheles bellator, 5958 nucleotides. It is a transcript of the gene sif, whose product is annotated as protein still life, isoform SIF type 1. Lineage: Eukaryota; Metazoa; Arthropoda; Insecta; Diptera; Culicidae. Bases 1 to 5958 code for a protein of 1985 amino acids. Gene Ontology annotation, biological process: activation of GTPase activity; positive regulation of axonogenesis; small GTPase-mediated signal transduction. Gene Ontology annotation, cellular component: membrane; synapse. Gene Ontology annotation, molecular function: guanyl-nucleotide exchange factor activity; protein binding. The record is from RefSeq and is a predicted model, not a curated record. The transcript has 30 exons.
AUGGGCAAUAAACUGAGCUGCUCGUGUGCGCCGCUCAUGCGGAAGGCGUACCGCUAUGAAGACUCCCCGUGGCAAGCAUCCCGUCGGCGGGACGGCCACCUCCUGAGGUUGUGGGCCGAGGUGUUCCACGUGUCGGCCAGCGGGGCCGGCACGGUCAAGUGGCAGCAGGUGUCCGAGGACCUGGUGCCGGUCAACAUCACCUGCAUCCAGGACUCGCCCGAGUGCGUGUUCCACAUCACCGCGUACAACAGCCAGGUGGACAAGAUCCUUGACGUGCGGCUAGUGCAGCCCGGCACCCGCAUCGGGCAGGCCUCGGAGUGCUUCAUCUACUGGAAGGACCCGAUGACCAACGACACCUGGGGCCUGAACUUUACGUCACCGAUCGACGCCAAGCAGUUCCGGGAAUGCUGUUCGCCUUCUUUCAAAUUUUCACGAAAGGCCUCCUCAAGCUACUCACUUAAACUUGAUCCACCCGGGAAGGGCAAGGUGAAGACGAAAAGGAAACCGCUCAGCACCCCGGCCAGCCCGUCGCGGGCCCGCGAACCGCAGUGCACCUGUAUGACCGCCGAGCAGUACGCCCGGAUCCGGGCCCAGGACCCACGGUACCGGGGUUCUUCGACGCUACCGAGGGCCACGAACCGGGCCACGGAAACGGAGACGCUGCGCAGCGAGAAGAUUGCGACGGCCACCUCCAGCACCUCACUGUACGACAAUGUCGGAGCGAACACUACUCAGGGAAACGCGAUCAACAGUCAGGAUACGGGCCACCGGCAGACAAAGUCCCAGGAAACGAGCACGAUGACCAACGUCGGUACGGUCACCGCGGCGGCCGUCACCCAGAACCACGUGGGCUCCCAGAUCGGGCAGGACGAGUCGGGCGGUGGCCAGCGCCAGGAGGAGACGUCCAAGUCGGAGGGCACGCAGGCCGGUGGCACGCUGCAGCAACCGGAGCGCUCCACCAAAACCACCUCGACCGGAACAGGCACACGGACGAAGGACUUUGGCGAGGACAUGCCUCGCGAUCAGCAUGAGAUGCACCACAACAUGAUCAACAACAACAACAGCAACACGGCCAGGCGCAACAAGUCGAAGAGCACCGAGGACAUGAAUGUUGACACGUCGACCAUGAAGCGCAUGCUGAAGCCGAUGCCGAGCGCCGAAAGCCCGGUGACGUCACCGGAGAUGGGCCGGCGGCGCUACAACUACUACAACUCCGCCACCAACACGCCGCACACGCACCAGCACACCAUUCACAAUGCACAUAUGCUCAACAACAAUGGCACCAUUUCGCGCAACGCCAGCCAGAGCUCGCGCUUCUCCGGCUCAAGAUCAUCGCACGAAAUCGGCCGUGGGCACCAGCAUGGGGCCCGCGGGCUCUACCUGGAGCUGGAGCGCGAGCGCAGCUGUGUGGAGGGCUCCCCGCCAUCGGAUAAUGUGAUGUUCGACAAUCAGUGCUACGCCACGACGCCCAGCUCCAGCAACGGGAACUCGGACCAGGACCAGCCGCCGUACGGGCGGCAGAGUGGGCGACACUCGCGCCACCACCAGAAUCCUCCGAAUGUGACGCCGACUCCCGGGUCGCCCACGUCCCGGCUGCUGCUGGAGUACGAGAUGCACCUGCGCAACACGCUGGCGAAGGGCAUGGACGCGGAGUCGUACAGCCUGCACACGUUCGAGGCGCUCCUGUCGCAGAGCAUGGAGAACCUGGAGCUGGCGGAGAGCUUGCCCGGUUCGAACCAGCGCAGCCCGUACCCGAUACGCCGAUCCGGCGCUAAAUCGUCGACACUUCCGUUGCCACACCGGCUGGGCACCGAGCGGCCAGUGACGGUGCGGGAGCGGGACCGGGAUCGCGAUGGCUACUACAGUGACCGCAACGAGUUGAUCCGGGAGCGCGAACGUGACCGGGACCGCGAUCGGGGCUAUCUGAGUGACCACAACUCGAACUACUCCGCCACGACGCGGUGCGCCUCGUGCAUCGGAGAGUCGGCCCGCGCCCAGUGGUUCCGCCACUCGGACGGUUGGCGUUCCGGGAGCUCCAACUUCGGAUCCGGUUCCGGGCUGGGGCUCGUGUCCUCGCAGAGCACAGCCGGUGGACCGGGUGGCGGUGGCGGCGGCGGCGGUGGCCACAAGCGCUCGCCCUGGGACUCGCUACCGUCGUUGCGCCAGGACUCGAGCCUCAACGAUUCCGGCUACAAGAGCAACCGAGCCGAUUCCUUCGAGCAACGGGGCGUGUUCGAUCGGCAGGACAGCUUGCGGUCGGAUUACAUGAGCGACCGGGAACCGCGGUACGGAAUUGUGCAACAGGCGUCCAUCGACAGCACCGAUUCGCGGCUCUGCUACUUGACAUCGUCCGAGAUCUCCGACGAUGAUCGCAUGAGCCUGACGACGGCCGUAUCGGACGAGGACGACGGUGAAAGUGUGAUGGCCUCCCCGUACAAAGCGAAGGCCACCGGGACGGCGGCUGCCUCGUUCAACUGCACCGGCGCCGUCCGGAAGGCUGGAUUCCUGUCGGUGAAGAAGUGGCUGCUGCGCAAGAAGCACCAGAUCGAGCUGGCCCGCAAGCGCGGCUGGAAGGGCUACUGGGUGUGCCUGAAGGGGACGACGCUGCUGUUCUAUCCGUGCGAUUCGCGCGAGGGCCGCUCGGUCGAGGCCGCCCCGAAGCACCUGAUCAUCGUGGACGGGGCCAUCAUGCAGCCGAUCCCGGAGCACCCGAAGCGCGACUACAUCUUCUGCCUGAGCACGGCCUUCGGCGAUGCCUACCUCUUCCAGGCGCCGUGCCAGGUCGAGCUGGAGAACUGGGUCAACAGCAUCCACAGUGCGUGCGCGGCCGCGUUCGCCCGGCACCGCGGCAAAACCGGCACGCUGCACCUGCUGCAGGAGGAAAUCUUCCGGCUGGAGAAAGCCAUCGAAUCGGAUCACAAGCUGAAGCACAUGGCCGACCUGCAGCAGAGCGUCGUCACGGACGGGGACACGCGCCACCAGAUCCAGCAGCAGAUCCUGCAGUGGGAGGAGAACCUGGAGCGCCUGCACUGCGAGCAGUUCCGUCUGCGCUGCUACAUGGCCUCGCUGCAGAACGGUGAGCUGCCGAACCCGAAGUCACUCCUGACGCACGUGUCCCGGCCGACGAAGAACACGCUGAACAAGCUGGGCGUGUUUACGGUGUCCUCGUUCCACGCGUUCAUCUGUGCCCGGUCACCGUCGCUGCUGAACAACCUGCUGGCGGGGCGUGGGGCGACCAAGCGGCGGCCACCGAUCCUGUCGCGCUCGAACAGUGGCUCCAGCCGGCGCUCGAUGCAGAUCAACUCACGGGACGAGCCGGAGAAGAGCUACAAGGUCGCCCUGCCGGAGAACACCUGCGCGACGGUGUACCUGCGCGACGGCAUGUCCGUCGAGGAGUUCCUGGCCAGUGCCUGCAGCCGCAAGAACCUGAACCCGAUGGAGCACUUCGUGCGGGUGAAGAAGCGCCGCGAUAUGGAAGAUCACAAUUACUUUGUUCCUCACCGAAACGAUUUGAUUGAAACAUAUCUACACACCCACGAGGUGGUCGAAGUGUGCGCCAAAAUUUUAUAUCAAGUAGAACUACAACGAACGACGCUCGAGCAGAUGUGGGGCUUCUCGGUCGAGGCGGAGCUGAUCGAAAACGCCGACCGGCAGGACGAGCUGUGCUGCUACGUGAGCCGGGUCGAGGACAAGAGCGUUGCCAUGCAGAACGGUGUCAUUAAAGGUGAUGAAAUAAUUGUGAUAAACGGUGCAAUCGUUUCCGACCUGGACAUGAUGUACUUGGAAAGUGUGCUUCAGGAAGAGCAAGCCUUAUGCAUGAUGAUGAGAUCUUCCCGUACGGAGCCGCCGGACCUGGUCGGCAUCAUGCGCUCGACCGACGACAUCAUCGAGUCCCUCGUCUGUCCGCCGCCCCCCUCGGACCCGCCCGUCAUCAGCGAGGAGAUGAUCUCCGGCCUAAUCGUCCCGGCACCGGGCUGGCGCAAGGAGGUGUACUCGCCGGAAGUCGAGAGUUCACCGGCACCGUCGUCCAACGAUCCGCACCUGUCGGCGAUGGACCGCUCGAAACCGUCGUCACGCACGAGCAGCUUCGAGAUCGAGAACCUACUGAAGUCGGCCGAGCAGGUGACCGGGUUCUGCCGGUCGCCGCAGGAGACACGCAAGUCCAGCCCGACCGGCUCGGUCGCGUCGUCCGUCUCGAACGUGAUGCUGACCCCGUCUCGUCAGCUCACGGACGCUGAGAAGCUGCGCAAAGUGAUCCUGGAGCUGGUGGAAACGGAAAAGUCCUACGUCAAGCAUCUGAACAAUCUGCUCGAGUACUACCUGGAGCCGCUGAAGCGCGAAACGUUCCUGUCGAACGCCGAAAUAACGGCCCUGUUCGGGAACAUCCAGGAGAUUGUGACCUUCCAGCGGCAGUUUCUGAACAACCUCGAGGAGGCGCUCGACCUCGAGCCGGACUUUCACCAGCUGGAGCACCCCAGCCAGUUCAAGAACGUACUGUUUGCCAUCGGAUCGGCCUUCCUGUACUACGUCAAUCACUUCAAGCUGUACUCGUCGUUCUGUGCCAGCCACAGCAAGGCCCAGAAGGUGCUCCAUCCGAAUGAGGGUAACCAGGCGCUGCAGGAGUUCCUGGCCGCACGCAACCCGAAGCAACAGCAUAGCAGCACGCUCGAGUCGUUCCUAAUCAAACCGAUACAGCGCAUCCUCAAGUAUCCGCUGCUACUGCAGCAGCUGCGCAAUCUGACCGACCCGAACGCGGCCGAACAUCUGCACCUGGUCGAGGCGCUCAAGGGCAUGGAGAAGGUGGCGGAGCACAUCAACGAAAUGCAGCGCAUCCACGAGGAGUACGGGGCCAUCUUCGACCACCUGUUCCGGCAGCACCAGAAGUCGUGCAAGCAACCGAUCGACCUCAGCCCUGGGGAUCUGCUGUACUACGGUGGCGUCGAGUGGCUCAACAUCUCCGACUUUCUCGGCAAGAUCAAGAAGGGCCUCGAGCUGCACGCGAUGUGCUUCGUGUUCAAGUCGGCCGUCGUGUUCCUCUGCAAGGAGCGUUUGCGCCAGAAGAAGAAGCUGAUGGGCGUGUCGAGUAAGAACGCUACGAACGAGGUCGAAAUCAUCCGCUACCAGGUGCUGAUACCGGUCACCGAGGUACAGGUAAGGGCUUCCUCCGCCAAGGACAUGGACUCCCACUUCCUGUGGGAGCUGAUACACCUCAGGUCGCAACUACAACGAAGAUCGGAAAAAGUCUACGUACUCUCCAACAGUACCGCCGAGUUCCGCAACGCGUUCCUCAAGACAAUCCGGCAGAUCAUACGGGAAAGUGUCCGCAACAUGUCGAUACCGUCGCUGAAGAGCAUGGGCGGCAGCACCAACUCGAUGACGGGCGUCGGAAGUUCGUCCGGAAACUCGCAAACCCUCGAGCGGCCCAAGCAGCAGCCCCAGAUAAUGCCCGGUUCGCAGACGCUCGGCAAGCCGAAAAAGUCGAAGAUCAACCAGCGGCACUCGUCGGGCAACAUCGACUACGACAACACGACCUCCGGCAGCCAGGAAGCGGACGACCCGCCGGUCCCGCAGUACAGUGGCCAGUUCCGGAUGCGCAGCAAAACGGUCGGCGACGUCGGAGAGCAAGUGGCCGCCUGCCGGCGGAACAUGAGCGAGCGGGAGCGGGAGGAGAAACCGGAUCCGGGCACGAAGUCGGAGGGCGAGGACGACUCGCAGCAGGGCACGGUGAAGCCGAAAUCGUCGCUCGGCAAAACGCCCAACCAUCUGACGCUGAGCACCACCUCGACACUGUCCGUGGGCAGCACCGGCAGCCAGGCCCGCCUGAUCCAGUCGUCCCAUCCGCCGGCCACCUACCAUCCGGUGCUGAUGAAAGACCUAGGAUCCCCGGUGUGGAAGCCUAGAGACAUGAUUAGUUUAAGUGACGCCCCGUCAACAUCACGUAAAGACGAAAGUAAAUAA